Messenger RNA from Pterocles gutturalis (yellow-throated sandgrouse), 360 nucleotides. It is a transcript of the gene METTL23, whose product is annotated as methyltransferase like 23. Lineage: Eukaryota; Metazoa; Chordata; Aves; Pterocliformes; Pteroclidae. The record is from RefSeq and is a predicted model, not a curated record. The annotation marks the transcript as partial. The transcript has 3 exons.
CACGUCCCCGUGAUGGGGCUCACCUGGGGGCGGGUGUCCCCGGAGCUGCUCUCUCUUCCUCCCGUGGACAUUAUUUUAGGAUCUGAUGUCUUCUUUGAUCCGAAAGACUUUGAAGAUAUUUUAACUACAAUUUACUUCUUGCUGGAAAAGAAUCCACAGGCUCAAUUCUGGACUACUUAUCAAGUGCGAAGUGCUGACUGGUCUAUUGAAGCCCUGCUCUGCAAAUGGAAACUGAAGGCCAUCCACAUUCCCUUACAUUCGUUCGGUGCAGACAAAGAGCACUUGGCCAGCUCUUCUCUGCCAGGAAGACAUACAAUCGAAAUGAUGAUCAUCUCACUAGGAAGAUCAGAUGGUACUUAA